CGUUAACAUCUACCUUCAUUACCUUAAUUUUUCGCACUCACCCCACAGACAAAAGGUAUAUGUCCAUUUAAUUUCGUCAAGUUUACUGGUAAGAUCCUAUUAAAUUAUUCAUAUAUUCAAAAUGGUACUACGUUCAAUAUCUAUAAAAAGAGUAGUAUCCAAUAUUAGACCAUUUGGUAAACGGAUUUCUCAAAGAAAUUUUUCAACCAGCAACAAUUCGCUCAAAACUAGAUCCUGGAGUACUCCUUUAGUAUUCAUAGGUGGAGCAUCUAUCGGUGGAUUUGCAACUUAUCAAUAUUAUAAUUCUCAAAUUAAUGAUAAACUCAAUUCCACUAAUCCAAUUUCAGUAUUAUCAACUUUACCACUUGAUCAAUUAAAAUCUCCAAAUUAUGCAUCCAGUGAAGAAAUUGAACUGGCCAUAAAAGAAAUUAGAGCUGUAUUUUAUAAAUCGACUCCUAAAAUUGAAGAUGAAUCUAUUUUAAUUAAUAAUUCAAGAGAAGAAAUUGAUUCUCAUGCUGAUACUUAUUUCAAUUCUCAUCAUGCAUCAAGAGAAGAAAGACCUCAAUAUGUUGUAUAUCCUCGACUGACUCAAGAAGUAUCUGAUAUUAUGAAAAUUUGUCAUAAAUAUAGAAUUCCUGUUGUUCCAACAACAGGUAGAUCAUCAUUAGAGGGACAUUUUAUUCCUACUCGAGGUGGUAUAGUUAUUGAUAUAUCUAAUAUGAAUAAAGUUUUAAAAUUAAAUAAAACAGAUUUAGAUAUUACAGUUCAAGGAGGACUUGGAUUUGAAGAAUUAGCUGAUUACCUUGAAGAAUAUAAACUUUUAUUUGGUCCAGAUCCUGGUCCAGGUGCUGGAAUUGCAGGAAUAGUUGGAACUAAUGCUUCAGGUACUAAUGCUACUCGGUAUGGUGAAACUUAUAAAAAUAUUAUUAAUUUAACCGUAGUUUUGGCUGAUGGAACAAUUAUUAAAACUAAACAACGUCCAAGAAAAUCUAGUGCUGGAUAUAAUUUAAAUUCUUUAUUCAUUGGAAGUGAAGGUACUUUAGGUAUAGUUACAGAAGCAACAUUAAGAUUAUAUGUUAAACCAGCUUUAGAAUCGGUUGCAGUAGUUCCAUUCCCAACUAUAAAGGAUGCAGCCGAUUGUGUAAAUGGAAUGUUACUUGAAGGAAUUAUUCCUAAUGCUACUGAACUUUUAGAUGAUAAAAUGAUGAAAGUUAUUAAUUUAACAGGAGAAACUACAAGAAAAUGGCAAGAACGUCCAACAUUAUUUUUAAAAUUAGGUGGAUCUAAUGUUACAGUAUUAGAAUCAUUAAUUGGACAAAUUAAAGAUAUUGCAGCUAAGAAUAAUAGUAAAGAUUUUCAAUUUGCAAUUGAUCAAGAUGAAAAAGAAGAACUUUGGUCUGCUAGAAAAGUUGCAUUAUGGUCUACGAUUAAUCAUGGUAAAGAAAUUGAUCCUACCAUGCAAUUAUGGACAACCGAUGCAGUUGUUCCAAUAUCUCAUUUACCUGAAUUUUUAACUCAAACUAAACAAGAUAUAGAUAAUCAUGGAUUAAAAAAUACAUUAGUGGCUCAUAUUGGAGAUGGUAAUGCUCAUAGUUUUAUUUUAUAUACUGAAAAGGAUAGAGAAAUUGCUGAAAAAGUAGUUAAUAAUAUGGUUAAAAGAGCUAUUGAAUUUGAAGGUACAUGUACUGGAGAACAUGGCAUUGGAUUUGGGAAACGAGAUUUCCUUCUUGAAGAAGUAGGUCCAUUACCAAUAGAUCUUAUGAGAAAGAUUAAAUUAGCUAUUGAUCCAUUAAGAAUCUUAAAUCCUGAUAAAGUAUUUAAAAUUGAUCCUAAUGAAAAGCCUCAGUUUCAUGGAGCUUUUAUUGCCUCUACAGCCGAUGAAUAAUCGUGUGAAUUUCUAUUUUGUAUCUAUUCUAAGUAAAAGUUUUAAAUUUUAUUUUUAAAAGUUUAAUAUUGUUAUUAUUAAUAUAUCUAUAUAUCUAUAUAAAUCAUGAUUUUGAUUGUUUC
Scheffersomyces amazonensis is the source of this 2007-nucleotide messenger RNA. RefSeq names its product FAD-binding oxidoreductase. The transcript has a single exon. Lineage: Eukaryota; Fungi; Ascomycota; Pichiomycetes; Serinales; Debaryomycetaceae. Gene Ontology annotation, molecular function: FAD binding; D-lactate dehydrogenase (cytochrome) activity; D-lactate dehydrogenase (NAD+) activity. Gene Ontology annotation, biological process: lactate catabolic process. Bases 122 to 1885 code for a protein of 587 amino acids. Gene Ontology annotation, cellular component: mitochondrion. The record is from RefSeq and is a predicted model, not a curated record.